CUCUACUGACUUGAACCGAGGCAACUGGCAGAGACUGUGAUCGUGGACAGUGGACGAAGUUGUGAGGGAAACAGACAGAACUGAUAACACUGGCAACAUGGUUGUGGCAGGCUGCACAAGAUGCAUAAAAUACAUGUUAUUCUUCUUUAAUUUUAUUUUCUGGCUGGCUGGAGGAGUGAUCCUAGGAGUGGCCCUGUGGCUCCGCCAUGACAAUCAAACCAGCAACCUCCUCAUACUUCAGUUUGAAGGCCAACAGGCGCCAAGCACGUUCUACAUCAGCGUCUACAUACUGAUAGCUGUAGGAGCUGUGAUGAUGCUGGUCGGCUUCCUGGGAUGUUAUGGAGCCAUUCAGGAGUCUCAGUGUCUGCUGGGAACAUUCUUUUUCUUCCUAGUGAUCCUCUUUGCCUGUGAAGUAGCAGCAGUUAUCUGGGGUUUCAUGAACAGGGACACUAUCUCCAAAGAACUCAUCAACUUCUACGACUCUGCUUACAUCAAGGCUGUGGAUGUGUCUGGAUCUCCCAGUAAAGACGCUGCCAUCAAGGUCCUGGAUGCUUUUCACACCACGCUUGACUGCUGCGGUAAAGGAGACGACACGGCUCUCUUCAGACAAGUUGCCACCACCUUGUGUCCAAGGAAGUCUCUAGAUGAUUUUCUGAAAUCUCAGAGCUGUCACGACAAACUGAUCGAGCUCUUCUCUGAGAAGCUGCAUCUGAUUGGUCUGGCUGCCUUGGUGGUUGCUGUCAUCAUGGUCUUUGAGAUGAUCUUCACCAUGGUGCUCUGUUGUGGGAUCCGUAACAGCCCUGGAGUGUACUAGGAAUUCAGCCAAGCAGCAGCAGCAGCAGGGGUGUAUAAUAGAAUCAUUUUGAUGUGCCAGUUCUUUAUUAUACAUUAUGAUGGAUAUCGCUCCUAUUUACUUUAAAAUAAAAUCAGUCAUUUGAAUUUUGAUGUUGCUUAUCUGUCAUCACUUAGUUUUCUUCUGCAGCAGUUUAGCGUCUGUGGGUCCUCGCUUCAUCAGGCUGUUAUAUUUACAGUACAUAUGUGAAAUGUUUCUCCUUGAGUUUAUUGCUGUCAGAUGUAUAAAUUGUAUAAAUAUGUUCUACAUAUGUACGUUUUCACGUCUCCCCUGGCUGUGUGUGAAACAUGUCACUACGGCACAACAGUAUUAUGGUAUUUUCUUAGCAGCAGGGUUUCAUGAUUCAGACUUUUGUUUUUUGAGUUAUUUUGCCUUAUUAACACAUGAAACACUCAUUAUAGUUCAGUUUAUUUACUUAUCUUUUUGUAUUGAUACCUUAAUGUCUUUCUACUUUUUCUAUUACGUGUUUUUUUUUUCCUCACUUCUAAUGUAUUAAGAUGGAGCAACAUCACAUCAGGUUUCCAAUAUUAUAGUGUUUGUACAAAACAUCAUUUUGUCUUACAUAUUUAUAUUUUGAAAAGCAAGCAAAUAAUAAAAUACGUUUGGAAAGUAAA
Cynoglossus semilaevis (tongue sole) is the source of this 1467-nucleotide messenger RNA. RefSeq names its product CD81 antigen-like. The transcript is spliced from 8 exons. Gene Ontology annotation, cellular component: plasma membrane. The record is from RefSeq and is a predicted model, not a curated record. Bases 98 to 814 code for a protein of 238 amino acids. NCBI's taxonomy places the organism in Eukaryota, Metazoa, Chordata, Actinopteri, Pleuronectiformes, Cynoglossidae.